ACUGAAGGAGCUGGAUCUCACAAACUCAUUCAAACACACAGAUUCUGGGAGGAGGCUUGGCUAAAAAAAUGACAGUGGCGAAAAGAGCAUUUCUUAUGAAUGAGUGAGUUAAGCAUCGCUGGAUUGGUUGGAUCCCUAAAGCAGGACUGGCUCUCCAUUCUGAAGAAGUUGUGUACUCUGAUGCUUGGGUGUGUUCUUAGAAACAGGGAUACAGCUCAUGUUUGUCUAGACUAGAAGGAUUCUACACUUUGGUGUAAAGUCAAAACGUAAGCUUCAGUACUGAAGCAUGUCCUUUGCGAUGGUGCGCCCAACCUCAGGUCAUUUCUUGUGUUCUGAGAUCAACAUGCACUCUGAAGAUGACGACAACGGCAGCGAGGGUUCUGGAUCCGAUGACAAGUCUUUCCGUACGUCCGGCCAUGGCUAUGGUUCCUUUAAGCUGGGUGUACGCAAGAAGAGGUACAGCUGCCGACCGUUAGCAAUUCCCACUGAACUCUGUUCUCCAAUCACCGAGGUACGACAGCGAAACACCGCAAAUGCCAGAGAGCGAGAACGAACGAACAGUGUGAACACGGCGUUCACCGCUCUGAGGACACUGAUACCUACAGAACCGGCUGACAGGAAGCUCUCCAAGAUUGAGACCCUGCGUUUGGCCUCCAGCUACAUCUCGCACCUGGGGAACGUCCUGCUCGUUGGAGAGGAGUGUGGAGACGGUCAGCCCUGCCUCAGGAGUUCUGGCUCCUUGUUUCAUCAUCACUACAACGUCCCCAAGAGCUCAACACCCAGCCCGGAUUCUGAAAACUCACAGCCCAGACAGAUCUGCACCUUCUGCCUCAGUAACCAGAGACGGCUGAACAAAGACAGGGAAAGGAAAACUGUGCUAAGAAGUUAAUGAAGAGAGCAACACAUCUGUCUGAAGAAGAUGAACUGAACGAACUGCACAUUCAGUGUAAAUUUGCUGUAAAUAAGCUCUUGAACUGAACGUAACACUGCUUAUCCACUGCAUAACAUUUCAUGUGAAUGGCAUUGUAACUGUCAGCUACACUGCCUUUAUGCAUUUCCAUAUUUAGAAGCCAAAAUCUAUGUGAAUUUUACCAUAACCUCAUUAGUGUUUCGUUUUAUUUGGAGGUUAAUUACCUUUUUACAAAAGUAAUAGGGGGAAAUAACUUGAUUAAUAUUAUAAGGAUUAUUUGUAACAGAAAAUUAUACAAAUGAAAGACAAUCUUGCUGCCCUUUUUGUUUUUUGUCAACACUGAAAAAGUGAAAACUUGACCGAAAUUACUUCAGCUUGUUAGUUGAUUAUUUCAAAGUUUUUAUUACAAUUUCAGCGUAUUCAUUUGUUUAGGUGUAACAAGUUGAAGUAUAUUUGUUUAAGUUGUUCCAAUGGGUUUUCUUUUUCAUUGUAUGAUGUAUCUAUUUUUAUGACCUACACUGAACUUUAUCUGCAUCGCUAUUGGAAAAACUAACAACAAGAGAGACCACUUGGAUGGGUUUGAGUAAAAUAUUCAAAUUAGUUUUCUUUAUAAAAGUCUAAUAACAAUCUACUAAAUUUCAAAUCAAAAUGUUGCCAUCUUUUCCCAGAAAAUUGUUUCUGAAAAUGAAUAUAAACAUGCAGAAACAUAGCAUUUUUCAGUAUUCUAUUCAGGAUAAUGCUCUAAAUUAUUAGAUAUCAUUUCGAUAUGGAAGAAAGAUCAGCAUUUUACACAACAGAAAAAAAAAACAUAAAUAUUGUUUUAUUCAAACACAUAACUAUCAAUUGGAAAUUCAAACAAACUUAGAAUUUUCAAGUCUGGUCUCUUGGGUUUUUUAAAUAGCUAUAUAUUGAUGUGAGAAACAGCAAAGCUUUUCUUUUCAGAUUUCAGAAUGAUGUUUGCAAACAUCACUGUCUCUGUCAAACGUGUUUGUUUGUUUGUUUGUUUACUGUAACAUAAACAUUGUGGUUCUUAUUUAUUUAUGCCAAAUAAAACUAUUGUUUAAACCAAA
This is a messenger RNA of Danio aesculapii, 1980 nucleotides long. It is a transcript of the gene scxb, whose product is annotated as scleraxis bHLH transcription factor b. Bases 287 to 889 code for a protein of 200 amino acids. Gene Ontology annotation, biological process: regulation of transcription by RNA polymerase II; developmental process. NCBI's taxonomy places the organism in Eukaryota, Metazoa, Chordata, Actinopteri, Cypriniformes, Danionidae. Gene Ontology annotation, molecular function: RNA polymerase II transcription regulatory region sequence-specific DNA binding; protein dimerization activity; DNA-binding transcription factor activity, RNA polymerase II-specific. The transcript is spliced from 2 exons. The record is from RefSeq and is a predicted model, not a curated record.